Bemisia tabaci is the source of this 1375-nucleotide messenger RNA. NCBI's taxonomy places the organism in Eukaryota, Metazoa, Arthropoda, Insecta, Hemiptera, Aleyrodidae. The record is from RefSeq and is a predicted model, not a curated record.
UCGAAUUCCCGAAACCCUUCCAUGCAACAAACAAAAAUUAACAAUCCGAAUAGGCAAAGUAAUCUAACUCAAGUCCCUUCUAAUUCGAAUAAACCAACCUCCCAACAAUGCUCUGUAACUAAUUCCCCCCCAACAAACUCAUCAUCAAAAAUAACUAACCAUCCUAAUAAUCUUAAUAUAUCAAUCCCAAAAACUAACUCUGUAUCAACCCCAAACAAUACGCUGAAACCUAAAUAACACCUUCAAAAAAAAAAAAAAUACUUAUAUCAAUCCUCCCUUGAAUAAUCUAAAGAAAAAAAAUAAUUAAAAAAAAAAAAAAACAAUAUAUUCCAAACAAAAAUAUUACAAUUUGUUUUAUUAUUCUUAAAUAUAAAUUAUCAUCCAACACCAAUGAUAUCUUCUAAUCUUAUAAAACCUAAACUAAACAAUUUUAAAAUCCUAUGUUGGAAUAUACAUUCCCUCCUACCGAACGAUGUAGACCUGUCUUUCCUAAUCCACCAUCAUGACCCAGAUAUAGUAAUGCUUUCUGAAACCUGGAUGAAACCCCACUAUCGAAAAAGAUUCCAAGGUUAUAAUUGUUUCAGGGAUGACAGAGGAGACGGCUACGGAGGCCUUAUUACCCUAAUUAAAACUAAAUAUAUCUCAUACCCAAUCGCUUUUAACCUAAAUGUGUUUGCAGAUGAGCGAAUAGAAGCUCAAUUAUCUAAAAUAAUAAUUGAUGGCAGCGAUUUCUUUUUCAUAAAUUUCUAUAUCCAUCCAAACAGUAAAAUAUCAAUAGAAGAAUUACGUAGUUUUUUUCAACUAAACGAUUUAUCUAAUAAGACUUUUAUGCUCUGGGCGGGCGAUUUCAAUGCCAAACAUCCUGUUUGGGGAUAUCCUACUAGUGACAGAAGAGGCACUGAGAUUUUUGAUUUCUCGCAACAACAGAACCUCUUCAAUAUUAAUUCUAUAUUCCCCCAACCUACUAGGCGAACAGCCCCAGGGGAAAACAAAAGUUACACAGAUCUUGCCUUCUGCUCAGUAGCUUUAGCUUUAGACUUUGAUUGGGAGUCACUAAAUUCAGGAAGUAGUGAUCACUUCCCCUGCCUUUACACCUAUAAGAAGAACACCGAGAGAAUAUCAAAUCCAUCUGAGCAAUCUAAUUUACUACCUCUGAAAUCUUUGAAAAACUGGACGACAUUCAGAGAGGCUUUGGAUAGAGUCCUGGACCAACCCUUCUAUUCCUACGAUCUUUUCAUAGAAAAAAUAAACGAAGCUCUUAACGUAGCAGUUAAUAAGGAAAACAAAAACAAUCCCUCAACUCCCCAAACAAUAAACACUACCCCCAUCAAAGAGAGAAAAAAAAGGUUUAAAAAAAUACCUUGGUGGAACGAGG